AUGUCGUCCCGCGACAACUCCUCUGGCAAUCCCUUGCCUACCUACGACGGCCAGGUUCCCAACGGCGCACCACCGACAUACGCCGCCUUUUCCCCCGUCACACUAUCCGCCAACACUCCCUCCCGAUCCGCCCGUCGAUCUACUAUCCUGGUGCAUCAGAAGAGUCCUCUCCUCCUUGCGACGCCUCCCCAGGUCACCCGCGCCCUUGCUUACAGCCACCCGUUUAUACUGCCUCUCAAUACCCUUGCUGGCCUCUUGACAUGGAGCUCCGGGGACCCGUGGCAGAGCUUCCUGCUCUUGUGCGCAUUCUGGGCUGUCACGCUAUACGGUGACAUUGUCGUCAGAUGGGUUGGACCUGUGGUGGUCGGUGCCUCGCUCAUCGGGGGUAUGUACGGUAGGAGAUACAGCCCUCUGAGUAGUAGUGGAUGGAACGAACCAGGCAGGGAAUCCAAAGAUGGACGUCCAAAGAAUGCAGGAGCAGGAGGGCCGAGCCAGCCGAAAGGAAACCUGGCCAAUACGAGCGAGAAGCAGACCAAACAUGCGAGGAACACCUCCGAGGUCACCAACACGAAGCACCAGAAGACUCUAGACGAAAUCGUCGAUACUCUGAAAGAGCUCACCGGCAGGUGUAAUGCGCUGCUGGAGCCUCUUAUCGAGAUGACAGACUUUUUGAGCACGCAGCGUACUCCCACCAGUGCUACGACCAGACCGGCACUUACAGCCCUCUUUAUGCGCCUUCUCAUCAUCACACCUUUCUGGAUGAUUCUAGCAGCCCCGCCGUUGAAACUGAUAUCGACAAGACGGGUCGUCUUAGUAGCUGGCACCCUUAUUCUGACAUGGCACUCUCGGGUCAUGCGGGUGUCCAGGGCGAUUCUGUGGCGGAGUACCAUGGUUCGACGGGUGGCCACCAUCACUACAGGCCUAGAAUUUGAAAAGCCCGUUAAAGCUAUGAAGCCCAAAGAUUUUGCAGCUAAGAAGGGCAGCAUCAAAGCGGGCAAGAGUGAAUCAGAGCUUACCAAGGCUAUAAAGUCACCAAGUCUAAACGUCAACCACCGGAGAUCUGGCAGCGACAAGAGUGCCGGAGUCAAAUUUACAUUUAUCAUAUACGAGAACCAGCGCCGAUGGGUCGGGUUGGGCUGGACCACCAGUUUAUUCGCUUACGAGCGACCGGCGUGGACGGACGAGCAUAACAAUCCUGUCCCGCCCAAAGAUGAAUUUGAGCUUCCCGAAGUUGAGGAUGAGAGCAACAUGCGAUGGAAAUGGGCGUCUGGUAGCCGAUGGCGAGUGGACGGGGUUGCGGAUGACCAUGGGCUUGUGGACUACGACGGUGAUGUAGGCAAGACUGGAUGGAUUUACUAUGAUAACAAGUGGGCGAAUGGUCGCAGGGGUCAGGAUGGUUGGGGAAGAUGGACCCGACGCAGAAAAUGGUAUCGCGACGCAGAGCUGGUCGAGAUGGAGGAGAAGCCGGCCGCCCAUGAGCUAGACGCAAGCUUGCCAAAAGUGACGGUAUCGGAGCUGCACAGCGGGUACAGUACCGUUGGGGAGAAGAUGGUGACGCCUAGUAUGCGCGUGGAGCCAGUCCUGCCUCAACUCGACCAUUCGAUAGCAGAGCAUCUUCCUCACUCUGCGGAUGACCAUUCCAGCAUCGCCACUGUGGGUGAUGACUCCCUGUCUCUUGCAUCGACAUCGUCCAAGUCUUGGGGCUUCCGGGCUCCGUCUCUGCGGAGACGGCCAACCGACCGGUCAUCAGUGGAUAGAGACCUGAACCGGCGGGCGCGGAGGACGAGUGAUGUAUUCGCUGAUGAGGAUGAGAGUACGAGGGGAUUGGGUAUUGAAGUCGAGACGGAGAUACACAAGGGGGGGAAGGACGGCGGACAGUGGGGGAUUAGCGAAGAGUCGAGGAUGAGUCUAGAGUAA
Clonostachys rhizophaga is the source of this 1917-nucleotide messenger RNA. Lineage: Eukaryota; Fungi; Ascomycota; Sordariomycetes; Hypocreales; Bionectriaceae. The record is from the annotation of a GenBank genome assembly.